Messenger RNA from Daldinia childiae, 2079 nucleotides. RefSeq names its product Nitrogen assimilation transcription factor nirA. Gene Ontology annotation, molecular function: DNA-binding transcription factor activity, RNA polymerase II-specific; DNA binding; zinc ion binding. NCBI's taxonomy places the organism in Eukaryota, Fungi, Ascomycota, Sordariomycetes, Xylariales, Hypoxylaceae. Gene Ontology annotation, biological process: DNA-templated transcription; regulation of DNA-templated transcription. Bases 1 to 2079 code for a protein of 692 amino acids. The record is from RefSeq and is a predicted model, not a curated record. The transcript is spliced from 5 exons.
AUGUCGCAUCCUCUACGGCCACUCUUGCCCAACUCACCCAACCCUCCUCGCGCCGACGUUUUAUCGCAAACCCAACAUCGUGUAAAACGAGUAGCCGCUCCAGCGGCUUGUGAGGCCUGUCGAAAAAGGAAGAGCAAGUGCACUGCAGAACGACCGCGAUGUUCUGUCUGCGUUGAACGACAAACACCCUGCGAAUACACGACACUCCCAACAGAAACACACUUAAGAGCGCAGAAACGCAAGUUGACCGACCUCGAGAUUAAAUGCCAAGCAUACGAGGAUCUCUUUGGGAUCAUGCGAUCUCGACCUGACGAAGAAACUGUCCAAGUCUUACAACGACUGCGUAUGGGCGAAGAUGCGCAAACCAUCGUCAAGGCCGUUCAAGACGGUGAUUUGCUGCUUCAACUUUCGCUCAAACCUGAGUUCCGAUUCCGAUACGAAUUUCCGUACCUCCGGGAGAUGCCCCCUUUCCUAAAUCAAUGGCACAAUCCAUAUCUCCAGUCGACCGUAUAUGAGAAGACGGGCACACAGUCGUAUCAAACACAAACAUACAUGGAAACACUAAGAGAUGUUGCGGAAGAGUCUCAGAAGAUGUAUCUUGUGCCGUAUCAUACCGUCGAACUCGUUGAUCCUCGAAUAUCGUCUAUGAACGUGUCAAGCUGGACAACGGUUUCCUUUGAUAACCCGAUGCUACGCAUGCUUUUACAGAUAUAUUUCGUUUUUAUAUAUCCUUUCCAUCCUUGUUUCCAUAAAGAUUCGUUUCUUGAUGAUAUGUUCGUUGGUAACAAGCGAUUUUGUUCUCGCCUGCUGGUGAAUGCUGUUCUCGGUGCUGCAUGGCAUGGCUAUAGUCGGAUGAAGAAUAGGGCCGAAUAUUGGAUUCCUGAUAACCUAGGUUAUCGAUUUCUUGCCGAAGCUCGUAGGCUCUUCGAACUCGAACAGGCCCAACCCACGAUUACCACCGCUCAAGCGGCAGUCAUUAUCAACCUGACGUGCAAUCUCAAUGGUAUUGACGAAAUAAGCUGGGUCUAUACAUAUAAAUCCAUCGAAAUUGCUCGAGAUCUCUCUCUUUUCUCCCCUGGUCCGGAUGAAAGUAAGGAAUGGCAGGUCGCCGCAGGAACAACAGCGUGGUGUUUGUUUAAUUGGCAAGCACUCGCGACAUUCCACACGUUCCAACCUCCACUGAUUAAAGAUCCGCCGAAUCGUCCACUCCCCGAUAUCGAUGAUACCUCGGCAUAUUACGGAGAAAUAUGGGUUAAAUAUCCCCUCAGCCGUGAACCGAUACCUAUAUUCAACGGCUUAGUGUUUAGGGCAAUCUCAGAGUUCCGCGUCAUUAUGAAUGAGAUUACGGCACUGUCGUUUAGCCAUCUGAGGAAUUUCAACCGAAUGUCUCUUAAUGCUGCUAUAGAGUUUAGGGCAAGACUCUCGACUUGGUAUGAAAAUCUACCAAAACCGCUCCAAGCACAAGAUGCUGUUAUACCAUCACACCUAAAGAUACAUAUGCAUUACCAUGUGCUCCUCAUCAGUCUCUUCGAACCGUUCAUGCAGAUGGGCUAUAUACAUGCCGAAGUGAAUCCCGGUAUCAUUGUCAAGCACUCAAAAGCUUGCUUCGAGACACUUUUGCGGGCCUACUAUUUGCGACACGGAUUCGAGUCUCUUGAUACCACGCUCGUCCAAUUACUAGCUCUGCUAGGAUUCGGCACUCUGAAAGAUGCCUCAUUGGUUGAGAAGGGUUCUGCGGCCCACGAGGCCAUACGGUCAACGCUUCUACUCUGCGCCAAAGGAUUAUGGGAGCAGGGGCAAAACUACUACGUGGCGGAAGUAGUCUUCCGCCUGUUCAGGCAGUCAUUAAAUGUUGAUGAUGCUCAGCUGUUCAGGGACAUUACCGAAAUCGAAGAAGGCGAUGGUCGGCCAAAUUACAUGACCCUUGAAAUUCGGUCUAGAUGGCCUAUAGGAAUUUUCAGCAUGGCAGAUGAAAAUUCGGAUCGUACGCUGAACAAAUUUAUUCAUUGGUGGGAACACAACAUGCAAACGGCCAUGGAACAAGACAAUCCUAACGUCAUAUUGCCACGAUAUCCCUAA